AUGUAUAUACAAAACGGAAGAGCCCUACUAUUAGUCCUCUUUGCAGUAACCUGCCUUGUGAGCAGUGAGGGAUAUAAAACCCUGCCUUACUCUGUCCCCGAAAGGCAUCCAAUUGACGAAAUUUUGUACGAUCGUCCCAUCAUUGAUAACCAUCGAACAAUGCUUGGUAAGUAA
Molecule: messenger RNA, 174 nt
Organism: Rodentolepis nana
Lineage: Eukaryota; Metazoa; Platyhelminthes; Cestoda; Cyclophyllidea; Hymenolepididae
Source: the annotation of a GenBank genome assembly